UCCUACAAGAACACCACUCUUUUUUUUUCCCUUGAGAACUCGUCUCUAUAAAAACCAGAGACAAUCUUAGACAAAACACCGCUUUCCUUGUUGUAGUCCAUCGACAUUGCUAACUAGUCUUCUGCAUCCUGCCCCUCCCUCCCUCUCUCUGUAGUUUGUGCAAACAAUGGCAGGAUCUGCAAUCAAACCCACACCCCUUUUGAAAGAUGAGCUGGAUAUAGUGAUACCCACUAUUAGAAACCUUGAUUUCUUGGAGAUGUGGAGGCCUUUUUUUGAGCAAUAUCACUUGAUUAUAGUCCAAGAUGGUGAUCCAUCAAAGACAAUCAAGGUCCCUGACGGUUUUGACUAUGAGCUCUACAACAGGAAUGAUAUUAAUAGGAUUCUGGGUCCUAAGGCUUCUUGCAUUUCAUUCAAGGACUCUGCUUGUCGCUGCUUUGGUUACAUGGUCUCCAAGAAGAAGUAUAUCUACACCAUUGAUGAUGAUUGCUUUGUUGCCAAAAACCCAUCAGGCGAACAGAUUAAUGCACUCGAGCAGCACAUCAAAAACCUUCUGAGCCCAUCCACUCCAUAUUUCUUUAACACUCUUUAUGAUCCGUACAGAGAAGGUGCAGACUUUGUUCGUGGAUAUCCUUUCAGUCUUCGAGAAGGUGCUGCCACUGCUGUUUCUCAUGGCCUCUGGCUUAAUAUCCCUGAUUAUGAUGCUCCCACCCAGCUUGUGAAACCUCUGGAGAGAAAUAAGCGAUAUGUUGAUGCUGUUCUGACAGUACCUAAGGGAACCCUUUUCCCGAUGUGUGGUAUGAAUCUAGCAUUCAAUCGUGAAUUGAUUGGACCUGCUAUGUAUUUUGGACUCAUGGGAGAUGGUCAGCCAAUCGGACGAUAUGAUGACAUGUGGGCUGGCUGGUGCAUGAAGGUCAUAUGCGACCACAUGGGAUGGGGAGUUAAGACUGGCUUGCCCUACAUCUGGCACAGCAAAGCAAGCAACCCAUUCGUUAAUCUCAAGAAGGAGUACAGGGGGAUCUACUGGCAGGAAGACCUGAUACCAUUCUUCCAGGCCGCAGUUCUUCCCAAGGAAUGCGUCACUGUUCAACAAUGCUACAUUGAACUCGCCAAGCAGGUCAAGGAGAAACUUGGCAAGGUUGAUCCCUAUUUCAUUAAACUAGCUGAUGCCAUGGUCACUUGGAUUGAAGCUUGGGAUGGACUCAACUCUUCAGAGGAAAAAUCUUCGAAGCAACCCAACGGGACAGCAAAGUAGAGGAUUUAACACAAAAUUAUUUGCCUUUCGAGUACUAAAUCUGGUAGCUGCUUAGCUGUACCUUUAUCACGGUUGUAGCCGUCGUUGAGAUCAUUAUAUUAUUUAUUUAUUGACUUUGUGCUGAAGUAUUUUUGGUAUUGUUUUGUCGAAUGUUUUUAGUUUAAAAAUAUAUUAAAAAUAUUUUUAAAA
Messenger RNA from Populus trichocarpa (black cottonwood), 1441 nucleotides. Its product is annotated as UDP-arabinopyranose mutase 3. Gene Ontology annotation, biological process: UDP-L-arabinose metabolic process; plant-type cell wall biogenesis. Bases 167 to 1252 code for a protein of 361 amino acids. Gene Ontology annotation, cellular component: Golgi apparatus; cytosol. Gene Ontology annotation, molecular function: UDP-arabinopyranose mutase activity. The transcript is spliced from 4 exons. Lineage: Eukaryota; Viridiplantae; Streptophyta; Magnoliopsida; Malpighiales; Salicaceae. The record is from RefSeq and is a predicted model, not a curated record.